UGUCUGCUACAGAAUCGCAAAAUAAAAUAUUUAGUUAGCAUUUUACAAACGGGAGACAAGGGGCCACGCGCCGCCCAUUCCUGGGUAAAAUGCGUCAUUUUUGCAAAAUUGUUGUGCGUACGCCAGCAAGCGCAGAGCGUGGUCAUAUCGCCAGCUGACACAAAAUAUAAAAGAUGAAAAAUACAGCAAGAUGUCAUCAUCGCUGGAAGGGGCUUGGGUGAAAAUGACUUUCCCCCCCCGCACUUUAAAAAUCUGCGACAUGGCGGGGGCGCAAAACGACGAUGCGUGAUAUAGCGGGAAACGUCGCAUUCAAACGUUGAGGAGCGUGUGUGUGCGGUAGUCAAUCAGGUAGGGUCUGCCUGCUGUCCCGCUCGGCUAUAAACAUGAACUAAUGUAAGUCGUAAAUCCCGCUGGCACAGAAGCAGCCACUGUUUUAUAUCAGCGUGGUGACGCUGCGUAUAACGUCAAGCGCUUCUCCUCUGGUCCACGUGGGACACGCUUGAAGACGUUCAAUAUAAAAUGGAGGUAGGACACAGGCUUCUUUACAGUAUUCAGGCAAGUCCCAAUUUAGAGUUGUGCACCUUCUGUGUAGUACUGGACGAGAUGCAGCGUAACAGAGAAUAUAUGCCUCCGAGUGUUGUCGUGCGUUCUGUUUGUAUGUGUUGCGGCUCUGUGCAUAAUGUUUCAUUGUCUUUUGCUUCAUGUCAAUCUUACAGUAAACUUCCACUGGCAGUGACAAUUGAACAGCUUGAAGCGGGCACACGUUGCCUCUGUGUGUGCGAGAGUGGUCUUUCCGUUUCCUCAAAGCGAUGCCACAUGAUUAUUUCCUGUCUCCUCUCCUCUCCUCGACAACUGAGAGAAAAGUAACGUGCAGCACAGGGGCAAGUUGCAGAAAGAGACGGCGACAAACAUUAAAUCGAACAUCCACACGUCAGAGAGCCAGCAGGAGUUCUUCCGGAUGCUGGAUGAGAAGAUUGAGAAGGGGCGAGACUACUGCUCGGAGGAGGAGGAGGAAGAAGAAGAAGAAGAAGAGGAGGAGGGGACAUAGCACAAAGGCCCGCCACCCCCCACCGCCCUCCCCUACGCCCCCCGAGAAUUCACAGCAACUGAGACCCUCGGAGUGUGUAUGUGUGUGAGCGUGCGACUUGAAUCAGUAUUUUACCAGCGAGGGCGUGCAUGUGCGCCAUAUGGCAAAGUAAGUACUUUUAAGUGUUUAAAACAAAAACAAACAUGACAGCGUGGGACAAAAACAGGACACUUUUUCUCCCCUCACCUCACCCUGGACUUUGAGUGCACUGACAGGUGAAAGGACCGAGCCAAAUGGGGCACAAACGUUACCCAAACGUGGCGGCCCACGCAGGUGAAGAAAAUUACAUAACGUCGUCCCGCUGAACUUUAUCGGUGGACAAGCCUGACGGGAAGAUUUUGGGAUAUUUUAAUAAGAGGCAGGAGUCCGCUACCUUUUUGGUCCCGUCCCGUCCCCCCUUUUUAUUUUAUUUUUUUAAUUAUUUUUUUGAGCACACGUCAAUUAUAAACAUGGAGCAGACUAAUGCAUCCUCCCUCAACACACACACACACACACACUUUAAGUUUACCAGCAGACAUUCAUUUUGUCAUCUAUUUUUUCAAAAGUCAUUUUAUAGUACACACACACACACGCGCGCACACUCAGGCACUGUAGCAACAAACAAACGAGGGAGGAUGAGGAUGGGGAGGAUGCGUGGUUGCCGUGGAGACGCAGAUCACUUUUCUGUUGUUUUGUUUACCAGAGACUUUCGUGUUGUAUUAUUUGUAUACGUUUUUUUCUAUUAAAAUGAAAAUGGCAAAGCUU
Messenger RNA from Phycodurus eques (leafy seadragon), 1831 nucleotides. RefSeq lists its product as uncharacterized. NCBI's taxonomy places the organism in Eukaryota, Metazoa, Chordata, Actinopteri, Syngnathiformes, Syngnathidae. The record is from RefSeq and is a predicted model, not a curated record. Bases 810 to 1136 code for a protein of 108 amino acids. The transcript is spliced from 4 exons.